Messenger RNA from Triplophysa rosa, 4414 nucleotides. RefSeq names its product nebulette-like. Gene Ontology annotation, cellular component: Z disc. Gene Ontology annotation, molecular function: actin filament binding. The record is from RefSeq and is a predicted model, not a curated record. Bases 935 to 2878 code for a protein of 647 amino acids. Gene Ontology annotation, biological process: cardiac muscle thin filament assembly. The transcript is spliced from 18 exons. NCBI's taxonomy places the organism in Eukaryota, Metazoa, Chordata, Actinopteri, Cypriniformes, Nemacheilidae.
CGGUUCGACACAACGUCGAGAGACCGACAGAAAGGGAACUCUCGACACCUCAGAUGCCAAAAAGCCUACGUGCUUUGGACGGGAGUCUAGGUCGAGCCCCUGGGGGACAUCGACGUAUCCUCUAGCUGCCCCACCAUCAAGGGAAGAAAGGGUGAUGGAACUAGUUGACGUGUACGCGCCGAAGGGCGCCGCUCUGAAGCCCGAUGUACCAUGUAUCUAGCCACGAGCGUUGGGAGAGGCAGUGCGAUGCACCGCAACCCAAUGCCGACGGCCCGGGAAAGCAUGGCUGACAUUUCGAUGUCCGCUUCUUCCUGAUCUCGACCCCCCAAGGGAGGGAGCUUCAAGGAAUCGUCGGAGUCUGAUGCCAGUAAGUCACCCUCCGAUGCUGCAACAGACAUCUCAUCAUCACGUACCGUGUCCGAUACGUGAUUGAGGAAUAAGACGGCGGACCGUCUCAUGGGGAACGGUCAGACGAGCAAGACGAUGUGCGAACGGUCCGCGAGCCAGUGGCUGACGGAUUAGCGCUCACAGUAAUCCUCAUAUCACCCUCGCUGCUCGCCGUAGCGGGCGGCAGGGCCGUAGUCCUGCCGUCGCGGAACGGGAAGCAGCCGAGGUGGUGGCUGAGUCCCGUGCGAACACAUCCACCCGUGACGCAACGUCUGAAUCGUCAACCGCCCGCAGUGCGGGCAGGACGUAUCCACAACAUCUGCCCCAGCGUACUGGAAGCAGACAUCGUGUCCGUCCCCCUCCUCGAUGAGUGUGUUGCACCCACGAGAACAGCGGGACAUGCCACGCUGGAGAAAUUUGCUCUUUUAGAGAAAAAACUCGAACACUUCUGGAACCGCCGAGACGCCCAGUGGAAGUCGCUGCAGGAAGGGACAGUCCGCUGCACCACGUCGUAGAGCCUGCAGUCUUGUAGCGAAAUCUGUUGAUCAUGAGCGAAGGCUCCGAAGAACAAAAGGUGAUGUAUCGCAAGGGGAAAGAAGAACUUCAUAAAUACAGUGAAGUGACAGACAGACCAGACAUUCUGAAUGCCAUUCGAGCCACUAAACUCGCCAGUGAUGUGGUGUACAGGAACACAAGUAAAUGUGAGACACUCGACCAGCGAACGCUGCUAGAGAGACCUGACAUCCAACACGCAAAACAGGCUGCAAAACUGGCUAGUGAUGUGAACUACAAGCAGAAGUUUGAAAAAGAGAAGAAGCCUCAAUACAACCCCAAAGAGUGUGUGAGCUUCAAACAUGCACAAACUGCAUCUGAGCUGGCCAGUCAGAUCGAGUAUCGUAAGGAGUAUGAGUGCAGUAUUAAAGGGAAGGUUCUGCUGGAGGCGGAUCAGACGCCCGUGUAUCUCACCGCUCGUAACGCCAGCGCUCUCAUGAAUGAGAAGGAGUAUCGUAAGGAUCUGGAGCAGGAGGUGAAGGGUAAAGGUCUCACAGGUCUUGAAGAAACUCCAGAGCUCCAGCGAGUCAGAAAUGCCGGACACAUUCUCAGUGAGAAGGAAUAUCGUAAAGAUCUGGAGCGAGAGAUCAGAGGGAAAAGAUCAGACCUCACAUCAGACAGUCUGGACAUCCAGAGAGCAAAGAAAGCGUCUGAGAUCAACAGUGAUGUGUUGUACAGACAGUCGUCUCAGAUGAGAGAAACUUCAUAUGGUACAGUGACAGAUACACCAGCACUGCUGCAUGCCGCAUAUAUCAAAGACAUCUACAGUCAGAAGAAAUAUUGUAAUAAUGCUGAGCGGCUGAAGGGUUCAUAUGCUGUUGUGUCGGACACUCCAGAAAUCCAGAGAGUGAAAAACAACCAGCGUAACAUCAGUCGACUGUUGUACACAUGGGAUUCUAAACUGUUGAGAGGUCUGACAUCAGCGUUCAAUGAGAGUCCUGAGAUCAAACUGGCCCGAGAAAACACCAAAAACAUCAGUGACGUUCAGUACAGAGAGAGUGUGGGGUCGGGCACAGCAGUAACACACACACCUGAGAUGGAACGAGUUCGCAGAAACCAAGAAAACAUCAGUGAUGUGAAAUAUAAGAAAGCAGUUGAUCCAGUGAGUGUUGGUGUGACACCAGAACUGGAGCGGAUCAAACAGAAUCAACAGAACAUCAGCUCGGUGCAGUAUCAGAGGGGUUUACAGGAGGUCAAAGGUCACUCUUGCUCUGAGUUAGAUACGCCUGAAAUGAGGCGUGUGCGGAAAUCACAGGAGUCUGCUUCCAUGGUCAAGUAUCAUGAGGAGUUUGAACGCACACGAGGUCGAGGUGCCGCCUACACCCUCCAUGAGCAGCACAUGACACGUCUCCAUGGAGACCAUCAGAUGGGCGGCAGUGAAGUUCACCAUGGCAUCCAGCCGCAGGUGCUGGACACUGACCGCAGAUCUGCAGCUACAGAGCUGAAGGUUUGGAGAACUGAUCCAGGAUCCAUCUUUGAUUUUGAUCCACUGGAGGAUGAUAUUCAGUCUAUGAGUCUGCGCAGAAUGACGGAGCGUGCUUGUCGUCAGUCGAGGCAGCAGUGUGCGCAGUCGGUGUGCAGUUCUCUGGGAUCUGAGUUCUGGGCGGAUCGGAGCGGUUCGGUGUGCAGCAGCAGCGCUUCUGUUCUGCACGAACGUUCGGCUUCAGGUGUCUAUCAGCAUCAUCCACAGCAUCAUGUGCAGGGAUACGGACACAUGCAGCCCACCCGAAGCGUUCAGUCAUCCCCCCAAUCAAGCAACAUGAGGGUGUAUCGAGCGCUGUACGAUUACUCUGCACAAGAUCAUGAUGAAGUUUCAUUUCGUGACGGUGACGUGAUCAUUAACGCUCAGCCCAUCGACGAGGGGUGGAUGUUUGGAAUCGUUCAGCGAACGGGAAGAUCCGGCAUGCUUCCCGCCAACUACGUGGAAUGUUUCAACUGAGAAACGUCGUCCAUUGCUGUUCUUCUGUUUGUCUGUCUGUGUUCAUCUUUGAAGCACAUUACACACGUUCAUGUGUUUUUUUACUUCCAGCUUUUGUUCUUCAUUAGAUUUCUGUCCCUCAUCAUACUGACACACCACCAAAUUUCAGGUCUAAACCGCAAUAAGUGCUGAUCUUUUUCUGCUCUCAGGAUCUGCUGUUAUAUUUCCAGAGAAGAGGAUGUUUUUAAUGUUGCCAAGCAAACUCAUGCAUGUCAUGUAACUCGCACUGUUUGUUGUGACAUCACAGAAGUGUUUAGUGUUUAUUUUAGAUUAGAUUAGAUGAACAAACACAGCUGAAAAGAUUCUCUGUGUGACACUGGAACAUGAAACAUCUAGUGUUUGUGCUCUUUUGUUUCUUUGUGUUAUUUUAUUGUGUGUGUGUGUACUUUAGAAUGUGGAUGUACUGUAUAUGUGAUAAAUAACACUGUUCUGUUUUCACACAUGCACGUGCAAGGUGAUAUCUUUAACAGUUGGAUUCAUUUAUUCAAAUGUUUGCUGUGAAGGACAUGCUGACCACAGAUCAGGAUUAACAGCGUCGAUCAUGAUUUCAUCAUCUCACUGUUCACAUGAUGCACAAUCUGUCGAGAAGACCUCAGUGUAUUUUAAUUAUUCAUUCUUGUCUUAGCAUGUAAACAUAUUCGACAGGUGACUGUUAUAACAGACUAAAUAUAUGGGGAUUCAUAUACACUGUGCUCUUGUUUCUAGCUUACACUUUAUUAAAUAGCAUUUAUUUAACAUUUUAUUAAGAAUGAACUCAUUAACUUGUUUUAAAUUCAGCGACAUAUAAAAUAUGGCUUCUGUUCCCUUUUAAUCACCUGAAUGCACACAAGUAAAGUCUGAAAGAUGGUGAUCAGUAUGUGAUAAAAGCAUCAUGGUUGAUGAGUUGAAAGUGAAUGAUCAGCAGGGUUUCAGGUGGAAUGCAGAUGUUACCGUGUGUACUGGAUGCAAUUGAAAGUCGAUUCUAAAGUUUGGGUUUUUAUGGGUUCUGUUGAAUUUAUUUUGUCACGUCACUGUUUUCUCUGUUAACAUGUGAAGUGUUUCACAAUGAAAGAAAUUAAAAAGCUGUUACCAGCACUCCUAUCUAUGAACACUACACUGCCGUUCUCUGAUCUGAUUUGUUCUCCAGUUAAAGCGACACGUGUCUUUGUGUGGGACGUCAUACAUGCGCAUGCGCAGCGUGAGGUGACCCUGAGGGACACGUGUGUUUACGUUCAUAUCUUCCCGCAGGGGGCGCUGAGCGGCUCAUAAAGCCCAAUCCACCAUUCAACAACAUGAAUGUCUUUUGUCAUAUUAGAAGUUUAACAUUUAUUAGUCCCAAGGAUUUGGUGCCUGAUAUACGUGUUGAAAUGUUCCCUUGUAAACAAUGAUUUAUAAAACUCCUCUCGUGUACUGAUAGGAAUAACAGGUUUACUGCUUUGAUUUGUCGCUAAAGAAAUGCUCAUUUGAACUAUGAUAAUACUGACAAACUUGAAUCGUCAUUGAAUUAGAAAAAUUCAG